Molecule: messenger RNA, 3859 nt
Organism: Lynx canadensis (Canada lynx)
Lineage: Eukaryota; Metazoa; Chordata; Mammalia; Carnivora; Felidae
Gene: MCF2L2
Product: MCF.2 cell line derived transforming sequence-like 2
Exons: 27
Coding region: 524-3589 (1021 amino acids)
Cellular component (GO): cytoplasm
Molecular function (GO): guanyl-nucleotide exchange factor activity
Source: RefSeq, a predicted model, not a curated record
CGCACAGGAGCCGGGGCCUCAGGCAGCCUGUCGCCUACGCUCCUCCGCUGCUCCGCUCUUCCGUCCUCCGCGUGUGCCCGCCAAGCAUCCUUCUUCCCGACCCUCCCGAAAGGCGGCGCCGAAGACCCGACCCAUCCGGACCGCAAAUCCCGAAACCUACGCGCUUCCUCGGCGGGGGAAGCCUGACGCGCGGUUACGGCGAGCUUUGGGGCGACUUGCUUUUCUCACCUCCAAAACUGCCAUUUCCCUCUCUCUCAAAGCCAGACGUUACGUUUGCAAAGCUACUGGACUUUAAUCUUUAAAACAAUACCCCGCUGGGCGUGGCUAGCGGGGCUGGCCGAGCGGCCCAGGAAAGUUGGCCUGGGCUGGGAGUGACUCGUUUUGUGCCUGAAGAGAGAGAGGAAGAGUGUGAGGGCAUCGCAUCCUCGGGAGGAGAUGCUUUUGAAACACCAUCCGUUAGCAGCCAUACAAACACUUUCCUGUUGCUUUGUUUUGUUUAUACACUGAGUGACUUUUCGGUGAAAUGCUAUUUUGGUUACAGGAAGAAAUGGCCCCCCAGGAGCUCAGCCGGCGACUGGCCACAGUGAUCACUCAUGUCGAUGAAAUCAUGCAACAGGAAAUCAGGCCUUUGGUGGCAGUGGAUAUAAUUGAACAACUUCACAGACAGUUUGCCAUUCUCUCAGGAGGCCGAGGGAAAGACGGUGCCCCCAUCAUCACUUUUCCAGAGUUUGUGGGGUUCAAACACAUCCCAGAGGAAGACUUCCUGAAUGUCAUGACCUACCUGACUAGCAUCCCCAGUGUGGAGGCUGCCAGCAUUGGAUUCGUCAUUGUUAUUGACCGACGAAGGGACAAGUGGAGCUCCAUAAAAGCAUCAUUGACACGAAUAGCUGUAGCAUUUCCAGGAAAUUUGCAGCUUAUAUUCAUCCUUCGUCCAUCUCGCUUUAUCCAGAGGACAUUCACUGACAUUGGCAUUAAGUAUUAUCGAGAUGAAUUUAAAAUGAAAGUGCCGAUCAUUAUGUUAAACUCUGUCUCUGACCUUCAUGGCUACAUUGACAAAAGCCAACUGACAGAAGACUUAGGGGGAACUUUGGAAUAUCGCCAUAGUCAGUGGAUAAAUCAUCGAACUGCCAUUGAAAACUUUGCUGUGACAUUGAAGACCACUGCCCAGAUGCUCCAGAUGUUUGGGGCCUGCCUAGCCACAACAGAGCUGCCCAGGGGCGUGCUGUCCACUGAAGACCUCCUCAUGUCCCACACAGGGCAGCGGGACAAGCUGCAGGAUGAGCUGAAAUUACUUGGAAAGCAAGGGGCCACAUUGCUGUCAUGCAUUCAAGAACCAGCAACCAAAAGUCCCACCAGAAAACUCAAUCCCAAUCAGCUAGAGAAUGUAGCAACCAUGGAAAGGUUAUUACUUCAAUUGGAUGAGACAGAAAAAGCCUUUAAUCAGUUUUGGUCCGAGCAUCACUUGAAGCUUAGUCAAUGCCUACAACUACAACACUUUGAGCACAAUUUUCAUGAGGUUAAGCGUGCCCUGGACAAUUUGUUGGCAGAGCAGGCAGAGUUUACAGACAUCGGAGACAGUGUGAUACGUGUGGAGCAACUUCUUAAGGAACACAAAAAACUGGAAGGAAAAGGCCAGGAGCCCUUGGAAAAGGCCCAGCUGCUUGCAGUAAUUGGGGACCAGCUCAUCCAAAGCCACCACUAUGCGGCAGACUCCAUCCGACCCAGGUGUGUAGAGCUCAGGCACCUCUGCGAUGACUUCAUCAAUGAAAACAAGAAAAAAUAUGACAUUUUAGAAAAGUCCUUGGAGUUGCAUAGACAACUGGACAAGGUCAGCCAAUGGUGUGAAGCAGGAAUCUACCUUUUGGCUUCCCAAGCUGUAGACAAGUGCCAGUCACGAGAGGGAGUUGACAUUGCCUUGAACGACAUUGAGGCAUUCCUGGGCACCGCGAAGGAGUACCACUUGCCCAGCCACAUGGAGUUUUACAGCCAGUUCGAGUUGAUACUCACCCUUGACCUAAAGGCCAAAGCCCAGGAAGUCCUACAGAAGCUGGGUGAUGUGCAGGAAAUAUUUCACAAGAGGCAAAUGAGUCUGAUGAAACUGGCAGCCAGACAGACUCGCCCGGUGCAACCCGUGGCCCCUCAUCCUGAGUCCUCCCCAAAAUGGGUGUCACCGAAAACCAGCCAGCCCUCCACCUUGGCUCCUCUUCAGAGAACAUCUGAGGAACCUUGUACAGGGACAGUAGAAAAAGAUGAUAAAACUAAACUUGAAGUCAAGAAUGAAGAAAUACUGGAAAGCAGUCACGAUGGGGCAAACCCUGAGCCAGAGCAGCUUGACGGCCCUGCACAUCUUUCCCCCUCCAGACGCAUUAUACGUGACUUGCUUGAGACCGAAGAGAUUUAUAUAAAAGAGAUUAAGAGCAUAAUUGAUGGAUAUAUCACUCCAAUGGAUUUUAUUUGGCUGAAGCAUCUGAUUCCAGAUGUUCUUCAGAAUAACAAGGAGCUUCUCUUUGGGAAUAUUAGAGAACUUUAUGAAUUUCACAACAGGACUUUUCUAAAAGAAUUGGAAAAGUGCACCGAAAACCCUGCACUUCUGGCACGUUGCUUUCUCAAGAGAAAAGAAGAUCUUCAAAUGUAUUUUAAAUACCAUAAGAAUCUGCCCCGAGCUAGGGCAAUCUGGCAAGAAUGUCAAGACUGCGCCUUCUUUGGGGUGUGCCAGCGCCAAUUGGAUCACAAUAUCCCUCUUUUUAAGUAUCUUAGAGGACCAAGCCAGAGGCUUCUAAAAUACCAGAUGCUGUUAAAGGGUCUGCUGGACUUUGAGACUCCUAAGGAUUGGGAGAUAGACCCAGGAGACCAGGAAGGAGGUUCAGCUAAGAAUGGGCCAAAGAGGACCAAGGAUUCAGCAUUCUUAGCUGAACUACAACAAGCUUUGGCCAUGAUGGAGGAUUUGAUCAAGUCCUGUGAGUUGGCCGUGGACCUGGCAGCAGUCACUGGAUGUCCGGAUGACAUCAGGAAACUGGGCAAGCUGUUGAUGCAUGGUUCUUUCAGUGUCUGGACAGUUCACAAGGAUCGUUAUAAAAUGAAGGAUUUUAUUCGAUUUAAGCCCAGCCAGAGGCAAAUCUAUCUUUUUGAAAGAGGAAUCGUGUUCUGUAAGAUACGAAUGGAGCCCAGUGACCAGGGCCUAUCUCCUCAUUACAGCUUUAAGAAAUCCAUGAAGCUGAAGACACUUUCAGUUCGCCAGCUUGGAAGGGGGAGCAACAGAAAGUUUGAAGUUGCCAACCGAAAUGGACUUGAGAAAUACAUCCUGCAGGCAACUUCAAAGGAAAUCAGAGAUUGUUGGUUUUCAGAAAUAAGUAAAUUACUAAUGGAACAGCAAAACAAUAUUAAAGGCUGCUCCAGCAAGGAGUUUACCUACACCGAAACCUUUGACCGUCCGGAAGGUGCAGAAGAUAUGGAAAAGGAGAACAGUGCUCUGAGUCUGUCCGGACUCUUCCAGUUGGACGACAGUUAUGAAACGUGUUCCUCCAAAUCUGUCCUGGAAACGGGAGAAAGCGUCCAGGGGAAAAAGGAAAGCGGCGAUGAGGACGUUUGAGUGUGAAAGAGAAAGAACAAACAGUAAGCGAAUCUGUUAGCCGUUGCUCCUCUGACUUUCUUCUUGGAAUUUUAGGCCAACAAACACAACUAAGGAGAGCGCUGCGGUGCCCGCUGCCUUGCUCGGCCCUGCGGGGGACGCGACUAGUUUCCGGGCGAAAGCAGAGCGGGCGAGGGAAGGAUGCCUGCGCACCCCUUCCCCCGAGAACUGACACCGGUUCUAGAACACCGCGGCUCCCCCGCUCGGCCGGGCCGCCCCACGCCGCCUCCA